This is a messenger RNA of Calliphora vicina (urban bluebottle blowfly), 1594 nucleotides long. Its product is annotated as protein phosphatase 1 regulatory subunit 14B. The transcript has 5 exons. Gene Ontology annotation, biological process: regulation of phosphorylation. The record is from RefSeq and is a predicted model, not a curated record. Gene Ontology annotation, molecular function: protein serine/threonine phosphatase inhibitor activity. Bases 397 to 771 code for a protein of 124 amino acids. Gene Ontology annotation, cellular component: cytoplasm. Lineage: Eukaryota; Metazoa; Arthropoda; Insecta; Diptera; Calliphoridae.
AUCGGUAUUACAUUGGAAACUUUGAAUUUGUUUUAAAAUAGUUUAAAAAAUUAAUGUUACGGAUUAUAAAAACACUUAAACCACCCACAUCUUUGCAAACGGAAGACUUAAUUUUGAUCUAGUAUAACAAAUAAACAUUAGACGAGACACAGAAGCAGUGGUGACAACCAACAGCCCGCCAGCCAGCCAGCCACAACAUAAAUAGCAGCACCACCACCAUCAUCAUCCCAAACAACACCUACACUUAAUUUGUUUUUCCCCUUCAGUAAUUUCUCGGUACAUUUGUUUUGACACAAAGAAACCAAAAUUUCAUAGACGCCCUAAAACCACAUACAACAACAAAAACAGAACCCAGUUGUCGCCGUCGUUGUAGUUGUAGUCUUAAACAUACCAAAGAUGCAGUGCGGUCUAGAACAAAUGAACGAUAGUGAACGUUCGCCAAAUCGAACAAAUCUACGGGUGAAUUUCAAUGAGAAGGGUUCGGAAGUUAAAGAGCGUCGUGAAAAGUUCCUCACCGCCAAAUAUGGUUCACAUCAGAUGAGUUUAAUCCGAAAGCGUUUGGCUGUCGAGAUGUGGUUGUACGAUGAGUUGCAAAAGCUAUUUGAUCCGCCGAGCGAAGCCAUUGAUGUGGAUAUUGAUGAAAUUCUAGAUAUGGAUACAGACGAUAUAAGAAGAUCUCAUUUAAUUAGAUUAUUAUCAGUCUGCAAACGCCCGCAAUCUGACAUAUCGAAAUUCAUCAGUGAUCUACUGGAUCGGGCUAAAACGCUGUAAACAUUUUCUUGCUCUCUUGCACCCCCACACACAAAAGCAUCUUUCAACAAAUACAACCGAAAACUUUUCAUUUUAAUUUAAAAAAUAAUUUAAAAUAAAUUUGUUUAGUUUCUUUAUUUUUUGUUAAAUUAUUUAUAUAAUAUAUAUAUUUUUUAAAACAACAAGAAAUAAUAAUAAUUAAUUAUGAAAUUAAGUUUAGUUUUUUAAGUAAAAAAAAAGAAAAAUCAUUUAAAAAAACACACACAAUUUAUUUAAUGUCUAAAAACAUAUUAAAAGAAAUUAAUUAAUUCAUUUUUUUUUUAAUUUAAGUUUUAGCUACAAAAAUUUAUUUUAAAUAUAAUUUUAAAAUUUCAAAUAAAACAUUAGUUUUUUAGAUUAAUAAAAUUUAUUUGCAAGAAAAAAAUUUGUUGAAGUUGAAAAAAGUUGUAAUUGAUUAAAGAAAAGUAAAAAAUAAAUUGUAGAUGAUUUGAAAGUUGUAAUUUGUUUUAAUAAAAAAUAAUGAUUUAUAUAUAAAACAAAAUUAAAAUUAAUGAAUAAAUUAUUGUAUUAACUAAAAAAAAAAAAUUAUAAAAAUAAAUUGAGAAGGCCAGCAAAAUGUUUAAGGAAAUUUGUGUAGAAUUUUAAAAACUUUUUCUGAAUUAUAUGGUAAUUGAAUUUUAUUACACAAUUUUGCUGGUUAUUUUUAUUUUAACCAUAUUUUUUAUAAAUUUCCUUAUUUUUAUUAUGACAAAACAAAUUAAUCCAAAUUUUUUACUUAAAACAUUAUUUAAUAAAAUACUGAAAUAAAAAAUGUUUUUAAGCAAGCUCAGGUUCACUGCCAAAA